Messenger RNA from Thrips palmi, 1801 nucleotides. RefSeq lists its product as uncharacterized. The record is from RefSeq and is a predicted model, not a curated record. The transcript has 8 exons. Lineage: Eukaryota; Metazoa; Arthropoda; Insecta; Thysanoptera; Thripidae. Bases 69 to 1664 code for a protein of 531 amino acids.
CCGCGCGCUUCCUCUCCCGCGCUCUGCCGAGUUCCGGAGGGCCGCGCAAAUCUUUGGUACUUCAAGUGAUGGAUUUGGUUAAGGAGUUCGUGAUGGGAGCACUGGCGGCCUACCAAGUGGAGUGGGAGGCACUGGAGAAGGUAUUUGAGGAAGUGGGAGUGACCUCAAAAGACGAUUUGGCACACAUCGACUGGAAGGCAGACUUUGGGGACUUUUCUGCUGUCCUCAGUAAAGUGCAAUUCCGUGUGCUUGGCAAGGCCGUGACUGAGACGGCAACAUCGCCAUCACCUAACACACCGCAGCCCCAGGCUCCUCCGCCUACAAGGCAGCCACUAACCCCGGUGUCAACAAACUUCAAUAUUCCUUACGACAAGUUUAAUGAAGUCCACAUGACAAUGCUGCGAAGCGGGCGACUCAUAUCAGCGCACGCCCGAAAACUAAUUCUGCAUCAACUAGGAGAGAAACUCGUUCAGACAAACCCUAAUAUUUCGAAGGAGCUCUUGGCAAAUAUUGCCCGUCAGAUGGUGCGCGAACUCCCAGGACUGGCCGAUGAGGGCGGCGAUGGCUCCCGCCACCACACUCUGUACCAGAAACUGGACAACGUGGUGCAGGGCCUGCUGCGGCAGAAGCGCGUGGAUUCCGGGGUGACCCGGGCGACCACGGGCCGACCGUCGCAGCGCCCCAUCACCGCUAAGAUGCAGUACGGCACGAAGCACUUUCGGCCUCUGUCUUACGGUGAUGGGGAAAGUGCCGCUACGCAGGAGGAAAAACGCACCUGGUUGUCGACGCACUUCAACACCGUCAAGGCAGGGGACCGCGACGACGACCAGGUGCAGCUCCUCAUGGCGCAGACCUACCCGUCCCAACGUAUGCAGAUCGUCCGGGCGGUCCAGGAAGAGACGGAAGAGGCCGUCACCAAAGACUGGCCGUUCUUGUCCACGGCUCCAAUGCUGAAACUCCACUUCCGACUUUUGACGGAAGUGGAUGUGGAUGCCCGUGCAGAGAAGAACGUGAAGAAGCUAAAUGCAGCAUUGACAGCAUAUUUCCAUGCCGAGUUCGGCAAAAAGCGGCCUCAUAAGGACGCCAUUGGCCGCUGUCUGGCGUUCUGUAAGAACAAGGCAGAAGAUAUCCAAUUUGUGUGCUUGCUAUUUUUGGCUGGCGUCGUAAUGAGGGAUGACCUCAAUUCCCUCUGCGUUUUUCUACCGUUAACACUGAAAGAUAAGCCUCCAAAGGAAGUGGCUCGGGAGGCGAGCCAAACCAUUUACGGCGAACUGGAGGACGUGGAAACGCAGGGCGACGACGCUGCUGAUGAUCCCCUGAUCAAGAGCAGAGCGAUUCGCCUCGUGGUCGUAGGCCAUGACAUCUACAACGCUGUGGAGGCCUACCCAUUAAUAGACGGCAGGUGCCUCGGAGAGCAGGGCAUGUCGGUAUUCGACGGCCUGUUGAGCACCUUCACCCUUUUCUAUAUUUUUGGAAGGGACUACCCAUUCAAAUGUAAAGGAAUGCUUGAUUUCAUCCAACGGAAAGUCUUCGAAUUUGAAGGAGCCGGGUCUAAGGUAGAGAGAAGUGGUUCGCGGAAGAACCCUCCCCCUGUUAGCAACAAUUAUUUGACAUUCGUUGAUAGGGUGAGACAAUAUUGUGAACCAUUGAAUGUGGAGUUUUAGAGUUUGUGCAUAUUGUAUUUUAACUGUUAAAUGUAACAUUGUAAAUUUUUAUUAUAAUUGUACCAGUACCUGUAAAUGUAUUAGGUGUGUUUGUUUGAUAAAUUUGUACGAUUUGUAAGCAAACCUGAAAGUAAAUG